UGUGCCUGAAAUUGUGUCAAGUCCGAGAAAUAGCUGUAUUAGUUCAGAACGGGACAUCAUUUUUCCCAAGGUGUAGCUCGUACCAAGUCGAGUUCGAACAGACAGUGCUGUCUCCUGAGCUUGACGUCAUACACUGUGAUCGUUGCAACCGUGAUAUAUCAAGCCAAACUGGAAUUGUACACUGGUGGAUGCCCCAACAUCUUUCCUACAACUCCUGAUGGAAACUUCAUCUAGCCAAAGUUCCAUUGUGUGAUACUCCGUUUCAACCAUGUCCUCCGCUAUUGUCGUCGGCGCAACCGGGAUCCUCGGCCGGGAGAUUGUUAAGCAGCUCGCCCAGACGCCCGAGAAAUGGAAGAAGAUCUACGCCUUUUCGCGCAGCAAGAAGGACGAGUUUCCGUCCAACGUGGUGCACCGCCACAUCGACCUCCUGAGCUCGGCCGACGCGAUGGCCAAGGAGCUGCAGGGGGUUGAAGCGGAGUACGUCUUUUUCGCCGCCUACCUCCAGAAGGACAGCGAGGAGGAGAACUGGCAGGUGAACGGCGACAUGCUGCACAACUUCCUGCGCGCGCUCGAGCUGACCUCGGCCAUCGCGCAAACCAAGCGCAUCCUGCUGGUCACCGGCGCCAAGCAGUACGGCGUUCACCUGGGGCAGCCCAAGAACCCGCUGCGGGAGACGGACCCGUGGCUGACCGCCAACCCGCCCUUCCCGCCCAACUUCUACUACCGCCAGCAGGACAUCCUGCGCGCCUUCUGCGCCGCGCACCGCCACCUGGCCUGGACCGUGACCUACCCCAACGACGUGAUCGGCUUCGCGACGGGCAACUUCAUGAACCUGGCCACGGGGCUGGGGCUGUACGCGGUGGUGAGCAAGGAGCUGCAGCUGGCCGAGGCCGGCCGGGCCGGGCGGGCGGGCGAGACCUUUGAGCCGGAGCCGGAGCUGGCCUUCCCCGGCAGCGAGACGUUCUACACGCGCUUCGACACGUUCACGUCGUCGCGCCUGCACGCGCGCUUCUGCGAGUGGGCGGUGGCCGAGCCGCGCGCCGCCAACCAGGCGUUCAACGUGGUCAACGGCGACGUGCAGAGCUGGCAGGACAUGUGGCCGCGGCUGGCGCGGCGGUUUGGCAUGCGCGUGCCGCGCGACCAGUUCGCCGGCGGCGGCGGCGGGGCGGCGGAGCUGGCGAGCCAGGCGGAGCUGGCGAGCCACGCGGCGCUGAACGACACGCCGCCGCUGAGCGUCUUCGCUGAGGAGGCCGGGCUGGUGGGCCGGGUGCGGCCGAGCGCGCUGGAGCAGAGGGUGAGUCUGGUGAAAUGGAGCCAGCGGGACGACGUGAAGAAGGCGUGGGCGAGGCUGGCGGAGAGGGAGGGGCUGCAGAUGGAUGCGUUCGAGAAGGCGACGUGGGCGUUUAUCGAUUUUGUGCUGGGCCGGAACUAUGACAUUGUCUCGAGCAUGAGCAAGGCGAGAGAGGCGGGCUGGACUGGGUACGAGGAUACUUGGAAGUCAUUCUCUGAUGUCUUCGGCGAGCUGGAGGCGGCGAAUGUGCUGCCCAAGACCCACUGAUUUGUCUGACAAAGGAAUCGUCUCUGCAACGAUAAGAACUGCGGAGGUUGACGAGGUGUACCUCGAGAGUUCCGGCGAAACGUCGCCAAACGGAGGAUCUGACUGCGAGUGAGGAAAGCAUUGAUGAGAACGAUAUCAUCGAGUAGUUUGU
Thermothielavioides terrestris NRRL 8126 is the source of this 1709-nucleotide messenger RNA. RefSeq lists its product as uncharacterized. The record is from RefSeq and is a predicted model, not a curated record. The transcript is spliced from 5 exons. The coding region runs from base 269 to 1558 and encodes 429 amino acids. NCBI's taxonomy places the organism in Eukaryota, Fungi, Ascomycota, Sordariomycetes, Sordariales, Chaetomiaceae.